AUGACUACAGAUAAAUCUUCUGUCAGUGUGAAUGCUGAUAGCUCUUCAUUUGCCGCCAGUGCCAACACGUCAUCGCCUGUCCCAAAUUCUUCCAGUGGAAAUCAGGAUCAGUACGCAUCAAGUGCAGAGGGAGUUUCGGAUACUUCCAAUUCCAAGAAUGCAGCUUCCGUGAGUGUCGAUGGAUCCGAAGAUGCUGAAAGCAAAACGGCUACAACAGAUGCUUCUGGAAAAUCUGCAGCUAAGGCUCCAGUUGAGCAUAAAGUCCCAAUUAUCAAGCGGAAAUUGAAUGGUUAUGUUGGGUUUGCUAACUUACCCAAGCAAUGGCAUAGAAAGUCCAUUCGUAGGGGAUUCAGUUUUAAUUUAAUGGUUGUUGGUGCUAAGGGACUUGGAAAAUCUACUCUGAUCAACGCACUAUUCAACAAGCAGUUGUACAAGGUUGACAGUGCUCCAAAGUUUUCCUACCGCGAUCCAAAUGAGCCUGUCCCUGUUACAAUUGAAACAGUCAGCUCUGAAAUCGAAGAGAAUAAUGUGAAGUUGAAUCUCACUGUUAUUGAUUGCCCUGGAUUUGGUGAAAACAUCGAUAACACCGAAGUUUCAUGGAAGCCAAUCGUUGACGAGAUUGAUCGUAGGUUUGAUGAGUACUUGGAAGAGGAAACAAAGGUAAAUCGUUCGACUGUUGUCGACAAUAGAGUUCAUGCUCUGCUUUACUUCAUUGAGCCUACAGGACAUGCUUUGAAACCCCUCGAUAUUGAAUUCAUGAAGCAAGUGCACGAUAAGGUGAAUCUUAUCCCGGUGAUUGCUCGCUCAGAUACUCUUACCGAGAAGGAAGUUGAGAGCUCUAAACAGAUGAUCCUGGAAGACAUCAAGAACCAGGGUAUUCGUUUGUUUACCCCACCAAUUUAUGAGAAUGAUGAUGAUGAAACUGUUGCAUCUACAAAGGGAAUUUCCGAAAAAAUACCAUUUGCAGUUGUGGGAUCUACAAACUACAUUCAGACUUCAGAUGGACGUACGGUUAGAGGACGGUCAUAUCCUUGGGGUAUAAUUGAGGUGGAUAAUGAGGAGCAUUGCGACUUUGUUAAGCUGAGACAGCUUUUGAUAAGAAACUUUAUGGAGGAGUUGAAAGAGACUACCGGUAAUUCUUUGUAUGAAAGGUACAGAAGCGAGAAGUUGGAAAAGUUAGGAAUAAAACAGGAUGAUUCCGUCUUUAAGGAGUUCGAUCCAGUGUUGAAACAGGAAGAGGAAAAGCAGCUUCACGAGGCCAAGUUGAAUAAUAUGGAGGCUCAAAUGCGUUCGAUCUUCCAACAGAAAGUUAGUAGAGAAGAAAAGAAAUUGCAGGAGACGGAGGCUGAUCUUUUCAGUAAGCACAAGGAAAUGAGGGAAAAGUUGUUGAAGCAAAUCAAAUUGUUGGAGGAAAAGAAGAAGGAUCUUCAAAAGGCCCCUGUCAAGACUGUCUCUCCAAAAGGAUAUUCUUCCCCACAACCCAAUGCCCAGAAGCAAAGAAAGGGAUUCCUUCGCUAA
Molecule: messenger RNA, 1518 nt
Organism: Brettanomyces bruxellensis
Lineage: Eukaryota; Fungi; Ascomycota; Pichiomycetes; Pichiales; Pichiaceae
Gene: CDC3
Product: Cell division control protein 3
Exons: 2
Coding region: 1-1518 (505 amino acids)
Biological process (GO): cytoskeleton-dependent cytokinesis
Cellular component (GO): septin ring; cell division site; septin complex
Molecular function (GO): GTP binding; molecular adaptor activity; GTPase activity
Source: RefSeq, a predicted model, not a curated record